AUGAGUUUUCUAUUGAAAUUACUAGAUAAAGCUCAAGAGAUCAAAUGUGAAAGGGUUGAGCUUCUGAAGGAAAUCAAUGCUAAGCGCGCUUCUACGUCUGCGGACGACAUGGUACCAGUAGUCAGUCAGUUCAAGCUUUGUAGCGAUGAUAACAUCAUAAAAGAGAAAGUGAAAGAGGUUUGCGAUCCAAUCAAAGAAGAAGUGGACAAAAGUCUCAAAAAGCAGACUAUGCUCAUGAAUGAUGUAGAGAAGUGGACUACAAGAUUUCCUGCCCAUACGAGUUCGAAAAGCCCCAUAGGUAAGACUCACAUAGAAAAAUCCUUGGCAAAUGGCUAUGAAGUGUUCCGCGAACUCAACAGUAAGCUCCCCAAAAGAGUCAAGCACUGUCACAAUCUACUUGACAGCCUCCUUCGGCUACAAGAAAAAGUCAAUGAUUUUUAUUUUGCACGAGAAACUGAAAAAGACGAACUGCUGCGGGCGUAUCAGCAGAAUGUUAAUUCAGCUUCCACCUCUGAGAGCACUUCCUUUACUCCGAAUGUUCUUCCAACAGCACAAGUUUCGUUUGUACCUUUGACUGUACCUCCAUACAACACAGAAGGAUAUAUUAACGCCCCACAACCAAAUCUGCUGCCUGCACCUCUUCCCACACCUUUGUACUCGACACCGUCCGCAGUACCACCACCCCCACAAGCAGCAUUCUACCAACAGCCCAACUACGGUACACAACAGACGCAAGCAAUGUUUGAUGAGCAGUUUCAAUGCAGACCAAGCCAGAGCUCGUAUCAUGACCUCUCUUUCGAAUAUGUAGCCUAG
Messenger RNA from Cylicocyclus nassatus, 813 nucleotides. Lineage: Eukaryota; Metazoa; Nematoda; Chromadorea; Rhabditida; Strongylidae. The record is from the annotation of a GenBank genome assembly.